AAGUAGUUAUUGCUUUACAAACAUGUUAUUACGUACCUUGUUAACAAAUUUGCGAGCACGCUCGCUUCCAUUGGCCGGCAGUGGUAUGUCAAUCAGAUUUGCAUCGACAUUAGCCCCACUCGACUCCACCAAACUCACCAUUGAGCACACCACCACACCAAAACCCAAACUUGCCAAAGAAGAUCUCGUGUUUGGAAAGUAUUUCACCGACCACAUGCUUGAGAUUGAGUGGACAGCAAGUUCUGGGUGGUCCACUCCUAAAAUCACGCCAUAUCAUAACCUUAGUCUCGAUCCAUCAACCAUUGUAUUUCAUUAUGCAUUUGAAUUAUUUGAAGGCAUGAAGGCAUAUCGUGACAGCAAUGGAGACAUCCGUACUUUCCGUGGUGACAAAAACAUGAUCAGAAUGAACAAAUCUGCCGAAAGAAUCGCUCUUCCUACUUUCGACGGAGAAGAGUUAUUGAAGUGUAUCGACAAAUUCCUUUUGGUUGAUCGUGAUUUUGUGCCUGAAGGGAAUGGAUAUUCGUUGUACCUUCGUCCCACCAUGAUUGGAACCACUGCUUCUUUAGGUGUUGGUGUUCCUGACAAGGCAUUACUUUAUGUUAUUGCAUCUCCCGUGGGCCCUUAUUAUAGUAGUGGGUUUAAGCCAGUUAGUUUAGAAGCAACCGAUUAUGCCGUUCGUGCAUGGCCAGGAGGUGUUGGUGAUAAGAAGCUUGGUGCUAAUUAUGCUCCUUGUGUCAAACCACAAUUGGAAGCAGCUUCUAGAGGAUAUGCACAAAACUUGUGGUUGUUUGGCGAAGAAGGUUAUAUUACUGAAGUGGGUACCAUGAAUGUAUUCUUUGUGUUUAAGAACCAAGAUGGCAAACGUGAAUUAGUUACCGCUCCUUUAGAUGGAACUAUUUUGGAGGGUGUCACCAGAGAUUCUAUUUUGGAAUUGGCCAAAGACAGAUUGGAUAGUGCAGAAUGGACUAUUUCUGAAAGAAAGUAUACUAUUGGUGAAGUUGAAGAAAGAGCCAACAAGGGAGAACUCGUGGAAGCAUUUGGGGCAGGAACUGCAGCAAUUGUUUCUCCAAUUAAAAGUAUUGGGUUCAGGGAUGGAAGAAACAUUGAAGUUCCUGUUGCUUUAGGCAAUUCUGGAGAAUUGACUUCCCAAGUUGCUGAAUGGAUUAGAAAGAUUCAAUACGGAGAAGAGUCAUAUAAGAAUUGGUCAAGAGUUGCUAAAUAGAGCUUAGAUAGACUAGUUUGUUUUUAAAUUAAUAUACACCCUAAGGAAUUCUCUCUAUAUCGGGUAAUCCGUGGAUAUGCUUCAAUACAAAAUCUCGUUCAUCAAUCAAGGUAUUAUCAUGAAAUUGCAACACAUCAAAAGUGUUGAAGAAUUCAAUGAAAUUUUCUUUAUUCUUGAUUAAGAUAUCCAGGAUCUUUUGACUUCUCUUGGGAUUGACCACAAAGAACUUGAAUAUGUGAAAUGCCUCUCGUUGUAAAUUCUUCAGCUUAUCCGAAAGCAUCAACAUGAUAAACUUCAAAUUAUUUGUAUCAUCGAAAUAUCGAUUUAUAAAUUCUUGAUUAUGACGUUUUAAUAAAUCACUCAACAAUUUGAUGGUUUGUCUCUUUGUAACGUAAUUCUUAGACAAUAGCAAUUGGUUACAAUUGAGCAUAAAUUUUUCAUAAUUCUUGCUAAGGAAUUCCACUGUUAAUUUCUUAUGAGGAACUAACAAAUCGUGCAAGGUGGAAAAUGCAUCAGUAGCGAGUUCAAACACAGGAAUCUCGACAUAUUUAAAAUAAUUCCAAAACAACGGAUGAUUGAGGACAAAUUUACAAAUUUGUUCAUACUUGAUGCAUUCUCGUAAUAUUUGUCCACAAAUCAACCCAUUCUCUCUAGAUUCUGGACCUUUGAUUAGCAUCACCAAAAGUUCGGGAUUCCCUCUCGUCAAGUAGUCAAGUAUCGCGGUGUUACUACUGGUGCUCACACCAGUACUUGUUGGCUGUCGUCGUAAUAAAUACAGAAACAAUGACAGGACGUCUUUUCUUGAAUCAAAAUCCAACUUGCUCAAGUUUGAAAUCAACUGGAAUAAACAGUCGCUUUGAAUGAUCUGAGUAACCAAUAAGCUAAUUUGGUCCGACGAUUGUGGGAUAAGCAAUUCAGAAUCAUCAUCGGUGCCAUACAAGGUCAAUUUGAUUUGAUUGAGGAAUCGAGAACACUCAUCUUGAUACUUCUUAUUGGUGUCUGAGGAACUAUCGAGUUUGUUUACCGUUUCAAUAAGGGUACGGACCAAGUCCUGGGGUGUUUUUGGGUUCCGUUUGAAUAGAAAUGCCAUGUGUAUUUGUUUGUGUUGGUGUGAUCCCUCCUUAUUGGUUUCCACUUUGCAACAGGUAGCUAUC
This is a messenger RNA of Spathaspora passalidarum NRRL Y-27907, 2376 nucleotides long. RefSeq names its product branched-chain-amino-acid transaminase (gene BAT21). Gene Ontology annotation, biological process: L-leucine biosynthetic process; L-valine biosynthetic process. Gene Ontology annotation, molecular function: branched-chain-amino-acid:2-oxoglutarate transaminase activity. Gene Ontology annotation, cellular component: mitochondrion. Bases 23 to 1222 code for a protein of 399 amino acids. Lineage: Eukaryota; Fungi; Ascomycota; Pichiomycetes; Serinales; Debaryomycetaceae. The transcript has a single exon. The record is from RefSeq and is a predicted model, not a curated record.